AUUCCAUUUCCAUAUAAAUUCGUUGUCCUUUAUAAUACGAUUGCCGGCCAAGUUUCUUUCAUCUACACGCCAUUCUCUUUGAUCAUACACUCACCUCUUCGUUCUCUGCGUUUGAGCUUCGUCCGAAAAUGGAGGGUGAGAUUCUCAACUACGUCAAGGCAUGGCUUCAAGUCAUUCCGUCUCUGUCUUACUGCUUUCUCAUAGCCAAGCUUCUUCCUCCUUCUUCAUCCUCUCUCAGACUCUUCCUCCUACUGCCUGUCGUCUGUUUCUUCCUUUAUCUUCCUCUCAAUGUUCACUCUCUUCAUCUCGGAGGCACUUUCGCCUUCUUCAUUGCUUGGCUCGCCAACUUCAAGCUCUUUCUCUUGGCUUUCAACAAAGGCCCCCUCUCUCAUCCAUCUCUUUCUCUUCCACGCUUCAUCCUUCUUGCUUCUCUUCCCAUCAAGUUCCAUGACAAUCAGAACCAGAAAGGCCAAAAAUCUCCCAUCAAUUACGCCAUUAAAGCUCUUAUUCUUGCUGCCAUAGUGAGAUCUUACGAGUACAAAGAGCAUUUCCACCCCAAGUUGCUAUUAACUCUCUAUAGCUUUCACAUAUAUUUGACACUUGAGAUUAUUCUGGCUGUGUUUGCGACCAUGAGUCGAACACUGGUUGGGAUUGAGCUUGAACCACAAUUCAAUGAGCCUUAUCUGUCUUCGUCGCUCCAAGAUUUCUGGGGACGAAGAUGGAAUUUAAUGGCCACCGGAAUUCUACGGCCCACGGUAUACCGGCCCACGUACAGUGUGUUCGUACUUCUUAUGGGCCGUAAAUGGGCCUCGCUUCCGGCGGUGUUUGCUACUUUUUUUGUAUCAGGCUUAGUUCACGAGUUGAUGUUUUAUUAUCUGGGUCGAGCGAGGCCCACGUGGGAGAUCACGUGGUUCUUUGUCCUUCAUGGGCUCUGUUUGGUGGUGGAGAUAGGUUUGAAGAAGCAGCUUUCCGGCACGGUGUGGUUGCCGAGAAUGGUAUCGGGACCUUUCACCGUUGGGUUUGUGUUGAUCACGGCGUUUUGGUUGUUUUUCCCUCAGCUUCUGCGGUGCAACGCAGAUCAAAGAGUGCUUCAAGAGUACGCCGCCGUGAUUGCGUGUCUUGAGAAUGUCACUGUUUCUUAGUAAAUUAUUUUUAUUUUAGAUUAUUAGUUUUAUUUUAAAAACUUUUACCAUUCUUUUAGAGCCUGUUUGGUUUGAUUCCAUGAAAGAAGAUUAUAUGUAAUCCUAAUGUAAAAGCACAAUUUAGAUAUUUGGUUGGAUUUAUGUAAUAUAAAGGAUGACAUUUUGCAAUAUUAAUUAUAUCAAA
Neltuma alba is the source of this 1326-nucleotide messenger RNA. RefSeq names its product acyl-CoA--sterol O-acyltransferase 1-like. The transcript has a single exon. Gene Ontology annotation, biological process: lipid metabolic process. Lineage: Eukaryota; Viridiplantae; Streptophyta; Magnoliopsida; Fabales; Fabaceae. The record is from RefSeq and is a predicted model, not a curated record. The coding region runs from base 129 to 1142 and encodes 337 amino acids.